AAAGCAUGACAUUCGUUGGAUAUCUUCAAUGAAGUAACUUGUGCGUCUCUUUUUAGCUGAAUAUAAAAUAAAUAAAUCAAGUGUUUUUUUGACCAUCGCAAAGUUAAUCUGUGAGGUUUUAUAUUUGAACAAAAAACAGAAUGAAGUUGAAUAUUUCGCAAUGUAUUAUCCGUCAAUACGUCGCCGUUGUGAUUGUCAAUCUCGGCGUCCUAACAACGGGAAUGAGUCUAUCUUGGCCGUCACCUGUCAUCGUGAAACUACAAAAUGGAACAGACAGUCCUUUUGCUAGACCAAUCACAGAAAACGAAGGCUCAUGGAUUGUUUCUGGAGGAUUUUUGCUAGGCGUUGCCACAAGUUUCCUUGGAGGAAUUCUACUAGACAAAAUUGGUCGGAAGUACUCCAUCAUACUUGUAUCAUUGCCUAAGUUAUGUGCAUCCAUAUCUUGUAUAUUUAUAACUGAAGUUUGGGCUUUGAUAAUAGCGAGAGCAAUAUGGAUAUUCUGUGAUUGCUUUACACUUGCCUUCGUACCAGUUUAUUCUUCAGAAAUUGCAUCUAAGGAACAUCGCGGUUCUUUGGGCACACUAUUGCAGCUUUUUUCCUGUCUAGGAAUAGUUAUUGCUUUGUCUGUCGGGCCGUUUGUAUCAUAUAAGGCACUCAAUAUAUUUAUCGCCACAGUGAUCGCAGUGACUAAUGUGCCAAUUUUGUUUCUCCCGGAUAGUCCGUAUUAUUUAUAUUCAAAAGGGCGUGAAGAAGAAGCUAAAAAGAUUUUAAUCUUUCUCCGGGAAUCUGACACAUUAAUUAAAAAUGAAAUUGAAGACUACAAGUUAUGGAGCCAAGAAAAAACAGUGGAUAGGAUAGCGUUACUAAAAAAUAAAGUAUUUCUAAAAUCUCUCUCCUUGAGUAUUUUAUUAUGUGUUGGUUCAAAUUUAACGGGUUUCAAUGCCGUGUCCUUCUAUUUGCAAACAAUUAUUGAAUCCACUCGGACUAAGCUGAGAUCGGAUAUAGCUUCAGUUGUUAUUGGCUGUAUUCAAAUAUUUGCUGCUCUUUGCGCUACUUUGGUUUCCAAUAAAUUUGGCAGACGAACAAUUCUUCUUGCCUCAUUAUCAGGAAUCUUUUUGGGAUUGGUUGGUCUUGGAACUUUCUUUAAAGUCAGUGAAUCAGAUGGUUUCGUUGUUUCCGGAUUUAUGAACUAUAUACCUCUUAUAUCAUUAAUACUUGUAAUUUUUUUCUAUAGUUCCGGUAUCGGAUCAUUGAUCUGGCUGGUUAUGGCUGAAUUAUUUGACAGCCAAAGCCGAGCUUUCGGUGUGUCUUUAAGUCUAAUAAUGGGAACACUGGUGAUAUUCCUUACAACAAAAUACUUCCCGAUAGUAACCUUAGUGGCAGGAGCAGCUGCUACCUACUUUUUCUUCUCAGCCAUGUGUGUGGUCAUCGGAUCUCUAAUAGCCAUCUUUCUGCCAGAAACUAAAGGAAAGACUUUCCAAGAAAUUCAAACAGAAUUACAAGGCAGUGUCAAUCUAAAAGAUGGAUGUGAUAAAGAAAAACAAAUUUCUGAAGUUAAUUUAUAGUAUAAUGAUGUAAUGAUAAAAGGCAAUAAGCCUAUGUUCCAACACCAUUGUCUUUUUCCAAUUAUACAUAUACUAUGUAUAUGUUUUAUUGAGACAAGAUGUGAUAUAUCAAAGAUUUGACUAAAUCUAUUUUAUAUAAUAGAGAAAAAACAUUCGAACUGUUUUAUUAAAUCCCAUAAAAGGACAAGAUAAGUUUUGGGUGGAUGAAAACAUAAAGUAUUUAUAAACUGCACCUUUAUUUUACAAAACAUGUAUAAACAAUUAAAACUAAAUGGAAAAUCAAACUUUGAUCUCACGACAGCCAAUACAUUAUAAUUUAUCUUAAGCAUAUUUUUUUUUCUAUCAGAUUACGCUAAUCAAGCUAUUUACAGCUACCCGUGAGCCUCGAGCUCAUAGUUAUACCUAAAUAUCACCGGACAAGUUUGUGCCAUAAUCUAUUGUUGAAAAUGUCAAAGUAAAUAAAUAUUACACUUUCAAUGUUUGAGUUGCUGAGUUUGAGUUUAUGUAAUCACAAAAGUUCACAGAAAAGAAAGUUCAAAUUGUUAGCCUUAAGUCGAAAGAACGUAAGGCACACAAACGUUUGAUCUUAUGUAAUAUAUAAACAUUAAAAAAUCACAACUAAAAUAUUACAUAUUAAGUCUUUCGAAACCUUAGUCUCAGGAAACAUAACGCUAGAGUACCGAAAAUCCACCCUAAAGUUAUCAAAAAUCCGGUGUAAACGCUUGGGCUGGUGAUGGAUGAACCUUUCUCCAUCAUAUCUCGUAACGAUAUUGAAGGUAGAGUGAAGGGCAGCGCCAAAGAGAAGAGUCGUAGUGCUUCUGGCAUACCCUCCAGAGGCCAGAGAAUACCUUGAAAAUAUAAAAAUGUUCUUUAGAAUUUUAUAUUCGACAAAUAUACAAUAUUAAAUAUCUAUGAAUAACAUUUAUCUAGAUUUUUCGACAUCAUAUUUUAAGUUUGCUACAUAUUUUAUUAUAUUUCAUAUUAACACCCAGUCUUUCCUCGUUCAAACUCCGUUAUACAAUACAAAAAUCUAUUAAAAAAUUAGAAUUCACUGUAGAAUAUAGUUUACAAACCAUUAAACAAACUAAAAUACAUUUUGAAUAGGUGACAUAUUAAUAAUCAUUCGAAAUAAUCAACAAAAUAUCAUACUAUUUAUGUCUUCUACUAUUUUCAAGAAACCUUGAACUUAUAUCUUUUAACAACAAUAACUUUGAACAAAAACAACAGAAAUAAAUUAAAUUUUUGUUCUUCUCACUAUCAUUUAUUACCAUUCAAAUUGUUGAAAUAAGAAACGGUCUCCAUAUUUUUUAUUGAUUUAUUAAGUACUUACCACAGAGCAAUAUCAUUGGAUAGAAGCUGCCGGUUGCUAUAAAGAAAGAGACAGUAAAGCUGGAACAUAAUACAGACAAAAGGAAGCCAUAGCACAUUCCUCCGAGGCCCUGGAGGAAAAGCAGCGCGCCACACGUCCAUAAGGAGCCGUUAAAUGGCAACUUGUAGCCCAUAAACGCUACAAUCAUCAUCUCGAAUGUCUGUGAAAUAAUUUAAGAUGGAUUUAGUUAUUGUUUGAUACUUAGGAACAAGUUUAACUGGUAUUAAUGUUGAUUGUAAAUAUUAAAGUAUGUAGAAGUUUCAA
Danaus plexippus (monarch butterfly) is the source of this 3198-nucleotide messenger RNA. RefSeq names its product facilitated trehalose transporter Tret1-like. The transcript has 7 exons. Gene Ontology annotation, cellular component: membrane. The record is from RefSeq and is a predicted model, not a curated record. Gene Ontology annotation, molecular function: transmembrane transporter activity. Gene Ontology annotation, biological process: transmembrane transport. Bases 141 to 1565 code for a protein of 474 amino acids. NCBI's taxonomy places the organism in Eukaryota, Metazoa, Arthropoda, Insecta, Lepidoptera, Nymphalidae.